CCUUUUAGUCUUGGUAUUGUCCAUUUAUUUGUGCUUGAAGGGGAUUGUAAUGAUGUUAAGGUCUGGAAACAGUAUGAAAAACUUGAGAAGAUUGGCCAGGGAUCUUAUGGAAAAGUGUACAAGGGUCGUGAUAAAGAGACCAAUGAAAUUGUUGCUCUGAAGAAAGUCCUGCUACAGAGACCAGACCAAGGUUUUCCUAGCACAUCAAUCAGAGAGAUUUCUAUCUUGAAAGAGAUGGAGCAUGCAAACAUCGUAAGGUUGCAGGACGUUGUGUAUACUGAGGGAAAGAGUUUGUAUCUUGUAUUUGAAUACCUGGACUUGGAUCUGAUGAAAUACAUUGAGACUCGUCCAGAAUUCUCAACAGAUCCUCGUCUAGUUAAAACGUUUCUGCAUCAAAUACUACGUGGCGUUGUUUAUUGUCAUUCUCACAGGAUCCUUCAUCGAGAUUUGAAGCCUCAAAACCUACUGAUUAAUCGUAGCACUAAUACAGUCAAGCUAGCAGACUUUGGAUUGGCCAGAGCAUUCAACAUUCCUGUCUGGACAGUUACGCCCAAGACGAUGACUCCAUGGUACAGGGCCCCAGAAUUACUACUUGGCUCACAGCAGUAUUCUACUCCUGUUGAUGUUUGGUCAGUCGGUUGUAUAUUUGCUGAGAUGGUGAACCGCAAGCCCUUGUUUCCUGGAAUGUCAGAGAUUGAUAUAAUCUUCAAGGUUUUCAGAGUUUUGGGAACCCCUGAUGAAGAUACAUGGCCAGGAGUUGCGUCUCUGUCUGAUUUUAAUACUACCUUUCCAAAAUGGCCUCCUAAGGACCUGGCAACUGAGGUUCCAAAUCUCGAUGCAGCUGGUCUAGACCUCCUUGGUAAAAUGCUGUGCUUGGAUCCCAGAAAAAGAAUCACCGCUAAAAGUGCUCUUGAGCAUGAGUAUUUCAAGGAUAUUGAACCCAUUCCUUGAUUCAGUUCCCAGAGCAAACGUAUAUAGCCUUUUAUGCUUCUGGGACGAGGGAGAAUAACACGACAAUGAUGCUGGUGAGUCAUUUCAGUAACACCUAUAGGCUAUAACUAGUCUUCCAUGUCCCUUUCGCAGAUGUCC
Olea europaea var. sylvestris is the source of this 1089-nucleotide messenger RNA. RefSeq names its product cell division control protein 2 homolog. The record is from RefSeq and is a predicted model, not a curated record. Gene Ontology annotation, molecular function: cyclin binding; cyclin-dependent protein serine/threonine kinase activity; ATP binding. The coding region runs from base 235 to 951 and encodes 238 amino acids. The transcript has 8 exons. Lineage: Eukaryota; Viridiplantae; Streptophyta; Magnoliopsida; Lamiales; Oleaceae. Gene Ontology annotation, biological process: regulation of meiotic cell cycle; protein phosphorylation; signal transduction. Gene Ontology annotation, cellular component: cyclin-dependent protein kinase holoenzyme complex; cytoplasm; nucleus.